AUGAACUCACUGAGCACAGCAGGGCACUGUUGGGAAGAGGAGAGGAAGAACCUGGCCGGCCUCAGGAUGCAGCAAGGAAUUGUUCAGGCACAGGCAUGCAGGAAGCCACUGCCCAGAGCUGGAGUCUGGGGAGAGAUCACCACAUCCAGCUGGGGGAAGGACUGUGAGACUCUGAAAGCUUUUGACCGUGAAGUAAAUGAAUUUGUGGACUAUAUGUUUGGACCUCGAGAUGCCAGGGUUAGAGGAUGGUUCCUUUUGGACUCUUACCUUCCCACGUUUUUCCUUACUGGAGCAUAUCUACUCUGCAUAUGGCUGGGCAACAAGUUCAUGAAGAACAGGCCUCCUUUCUCUCUCAGGCCUCACCUCAUCGUGUAUAACCUGGGCAUCACACUGCUUUCCUUCUACAUGCUCAUCGAGCUCAUCCUUGCCACAUGGGAAGGCGGCUACAACCUGCAGUGCCAGAACCUCCACAGCGCAGGGGAGGCCGAUAUCCGGGUAGCCAAGGUGCUGUGGUGGUAUUAUUUUUCCAAAGUAAUUGAAUUCAUGGACACUAUCUUCUUUGUACUGAGAAAGAAAAGCAGCCAGAUCACCUUCCUUCAUGUGUAUCACCAUGCCACAAUGUUUAACAUUUGGUGGUGUGUUCUGAACUGGAUACCUUGUGGGCAGAGUUUCUUUGGACCCACUUUGAACAGCUUUAUCCACGUGCUUAUGUAUUCUUACUAUGGACUAUCAGUCAUCCCUUCUAUGCGCAAAUAUCUCUGGUGGAAGAAAUACCUCACUCAGGCACAACUGAUCCAGUUUCUGCUCACUAUUGUGCACACGCUCAGCGCAGCUGUGAAGCCAUGUGGAUUCCCCUUUGGCUGCCUCAUGUUCCAGUCUUCCUACAUGGCCACUCUGGUCAUCCUAUUCAUCAACUUCUACAUCAAGACAUACCGGAAAGCACCUUCAAGAACAGCUGUAAAGGAAACCCCUGUCACAACAGAAAUGAAGAACGGUUUCCAUAAGGACUACUUUGCUACUGCCAAUGGAUUGCAGAAUAAUAAGAAGGCACAAUAAGUAUAGUGUUUCUUAUGAUUUUUUCCUAAAGAGAAAAAGAAGAAAAAAGACUGAUUUACAAGCUUUAGCUUAAAACCUAUUUGAUUACAUUUAUCAGUUCUUUGUACCAGACACUUGUUAAUGUACUGCUAUUUAGGUUUUAACAAAAUGACUAGAAUUACUUGUCUUGUUAAAGAUCACCAUCAAAACAAAGAAAGCCAAGAUCUUUCUCAUAUGAAAAAGAAAACCUUUCCGAUCUUUAAUGCUGACACAAAAACGCCUUAUGAAACACUUGAUGGAUAAAUCCAUCAAUGCCUUCAAAAGGUUAGGACUCUGUUCAGACUAACACAGUGAGCACUGCCUGUGCAAGCGAGAGCUCUUGAGGCAAGGCCUCACAGUGCACCCAGUACAUCCAGCUAAGCUAUGGCCAAGGCCAGGAAAAUAAAGGAGGGGUGGGGGAAAGGUGAGAAUUGUACCUUUUCCAUCACCAUACCCCUGUUUUCUACUUUUCAGCAACUCCCCAAAGCACACUACCUCCCCAUGGACACCAGCAAGGUACCCUUUGAUCCUGUGGGAGCCCUGGGGAAGGACAGAGGGCAGAGCCCAGCUGCACCAUCCCAUAGUUUGCAGGCAAUUGUGCACCGUGCUCACUUGCUUUACACAAGUGCAACCUGAUUCAAAUGCCAGGAAGACUGGCAGGAGCUUUCUGUUUCAGGGGGCUGGGCUGGUAGCCCCUGGCACUGCCUGGAAUGGUAUCCUGAACACAGAGCAAAACAAGUCACUUUGGAUGUGCUAAGUUAAUAGGAGUUCUAGGUAAAUGGAUUUUGAAAGAAAUAGGGUCUUAGGAACUUAAAGAAGAUAAAUCUGUUGAGUGUAAAUGUGUGUAAAGUUAAUCCCAUACAAAUACUGCUAAUUCAAAGCAAACUGUCAUGCCACAUAUUAAUAGACUAGAAGAUGCAGAAAAUGUGAAAAGUGAGUUCAGCAGUGAGCAAGGCAGGUUAUACAGGAAUUUCUGUG
This is a messenger RNA of Prinia subflava (tawny-flanked prinia), 2052 nucleotides long. RefSeq names its product ELOVL fatty acid elongase 2 (gene ELOVL2). The record is from RefSeq and is a predicted model, not a curated record. Gene Ontology annotation, molecular function: fatty acid elongase activity. The transcript is spliced from 8 exons. Bases 1 to 1056 code for a protein of 351 amino acids. Gene Ontology annotation, biological process: very long-chain fatty acid biosynthetic process; fatty acid elongation, saturated fatty acid; fatty acid elongation, monounsaturated fatty acid. NCBI's taxonomy places the organism in Eukaryota, Metazoa, Chordata, Aves, Passeriformes, Cisticolidae. Gene Ontology annotation, cellular component: endoplasmic reticulum; endoplasmic reticulum membrane.